CGAAACUGUCACCUUUCGGCUGAUUUCGUAAAAGCGACCAUCAGCAGCAGAACACUCAUCGGGGACAAAAAGUCAAGCUCAAUCCAAAUAUCGUCAAAAAAUCGCCUUUUCAUCCACAAACUAGGGCAGAAAAUAAUCCAAAAUGCUGAUCAAAGUGAAGACCCUCACCGGAAAGGAAAUCGAGAUCGACAUUGAGCCCACGGACAAAGUGGACCGAAUCAAGGAACGGGUGGAGGAAAAAGAAGGAAUCCCCCCGCAGCAGCAGCGUCUGAUUUUCUCCGGCAAACAGAUGAACGAUGAUAAAACAGCACAGGAUUACAAGGUACAGGGUGGUUCCGUGCUCCACUUGGUCCUAGCUUUGCGCGGGGGUCGUCUGUAGAGCUUGGAGGAUGUCGUUGGAUCGCCCGAGGCCGGAGGCCGGAAUAAUUUUGUGAUGCAUGUGAGACAACGCCAGCAGGACUUCCAUCGAGUCCGGAAUGCGGAAGUAAGAUCGUAAGCUCACUUUGGUUCUCUUUUCUCUGAUAAGGUUAAAUUAUUCUGUUUUAUCUCCCUAAAUUUCUGAAGAAUAAAUCUACGAAAGUGGUCUGAAAGGAA
Messenger RNA from Aedes albopictus (Asian tiger mosquito), 594 nucleotides. It is a transcript of the gene Nedd8, whose product is annotated as NEDD8. Gene Ontology annotation, biological process: regulation of proteolysis; modification-dependent protein catabolic process; protein neddylation. The transcript is spliced from 3 exons. The record is from RefSeq and is a predicted model, not a curated record. Bases 143 to 379 code for a protein of 78 amino acids. Gene Ontology annotation, molecular function: ubiquitin protein ligase binding; protein tag activity. Gene Ontology annotation, cellular component: nucleus; cytoplasm. Lineage: Eukaryota; Metazoa; Arthropoda; Insecta; Diptera; Culicidae.